CACUCCAAAACCAAAAGAAAAACCUCACCAGUUCCAAAAAUAAAAACUUGCUAUUCGGGAAACCAUGAAGUCGCUCAACAAUGGCGAUUUGUUGAGACCCUCAUUCAUAGUGAAGAUCGCGAUCUCCCUUCUCGUAUCGGCUACAUUCUUCUACCUCGGCAAGAUAUGGGCCGAAAACUUGGAGCAGCUCGUCUUCUACACUCCCCGCCAAACUUCUUCCGUCUCAAUUUCCCCCAAUUUCAACGCUUCCUACAAUAUAACCCUAACCGUCACCGAGAAUACUCCUCCUCCUCCGCCGCCGGUCCUUCCGCCACCGCCGCCGGAGGCGGAGCAGAUGAAGAGGUUCGGGAUCGUGGACAAGAACGGGACGAUGUCGGACGAGUUCGAGGUCGGGGAGUUCGAUCCGGACGAGGUCGUGGAGAAUUGGAGCGCGAAUGGGACUGAGAUUGUGGAGAGCGAAGGGAGUAAUUCCGGUAGGGUUCGCGUUGAGAAGUUCAAGCUGUGUCCGAGCAGUAAGAGUGAGUACAUACCUUGCUUGGACAACGAAGGGGCGAUUUGGCGGCUCAAAUCGACGGAGAGAGGUGAGAAAUUCGAGCGGCAUUGUCCCAAGGCUGAUCGCGUUUUGAAUUGCUUGGUUCCACCGCCUAAGAAGUACAAGUCUCCGAUUCCUUGGCCGCAAAGCCGCGACCAGGUUUGGUACAACAAUGUACCUCAUAAGCGUUUAGUUGACGACAAGGGAGGUCAAAACUGGGUUUCCCUGAAGGGUGAUAAGUUUACUUUCCCCGGAGGUGGCACUCAGUUUAUACAUGGAGCAGACCAGUACUUGGAUCAUAUAUCUAAGAUGGUCCCUGAUAUCGCAUUUGGUCGUAAUACCAGAGUUGUGUUGGAUGUUGGAUGUGGUGUCGCAAGUUUUGGUGCUUAUUUGUUGUCGCAGAAUGUUCUGACUAUGUCAGUUGCUCCUAAAGAUGUUCACGAGAACCAGAUUCAAUUUGCUCUUGAGCGUGGUGUGCCUGCAAUGGUCGCAGCAUUCGCAACUCACCGUUUAUUAUAUCCGAGUCAAGCCUUUGACUUAAUACAUUGUUCACGUUGUAGGAUUAAUUGGACUCGUGAUGAUGGAAUAUUACUCCUUGAGGUUGAUAGGAUGCUCCGGACAGGAGGAUACUUUGUUUGGGCGGCUCAGCCAGUUUAUAAGCAUGAAGAAGUCCUUGGGGAACAGUGGGAAGAGAUGCUAAACCUCACGACUCGUCUGUGCUGGGAGUUUGUGAAAAAGGAUGGAUAUAAUGCCAUAUGGAAGAAGCCCUUAAACAACAGCUGCUACUUGAACCGAGAGGAAGGAACUCAACCUCCAUUGUGCGAUCCAAAUGAUGACCCCGACAAAGUGUGGUAUACUGAUCUGAAGGCGUGCAUCACUCGAUUUCCUGAAAAUGGUUAUGGAGCAAAUGUAACUAAGUGGCCUGAACGCUUACAGACUCCCCCUGAUAGGCUUCAAUCCAUACAGUUUGAUGCAUAUAUAUCUAGGAAGGAGCUGUUCACGGCAGAACACAAAUACUGGAAAGAUAUCAUAUCCGGAUAUGUCCGUGCUUACUGGAAGAGGAAAUCUAAAUUUAGAAACGUAAUGGACAUGAAAGCUGGCUUUGGAGGAUUUGCAGCAGCAUUGAUGGACCAUGGUAUGGAUGCCUGGGUUAUGAAUGUAGUUCCUGUUAGUGGGCCCAACACAUUACCGGUCAUAUAUGAUCGUGGACUUAUCGGAGUUAUGCAUGACUGGUGUGAGCCAUUUGACACGUAUCCCAGAACCUACGAUUUCUUGCAUGCCUCUGGCCUCUUCUCCGUUGAGAAAAAAAGGUGCAAUGUCUCCACAAUCAUGCUUGAGAUGGAUCGAAUUCUAAGACCCGGUGGGAAAGUAUACAUCCGGGACUCUGUUUCAGUCAUGGAUGAACUUAGAGAGAUUGGAAAUGCGAUGGGCUGGCGUAUAACUAUACGAGACACUGCUGAGGGUCCUCAUGCAAGUUAUAGGCUUUUUGAUGCCGAGAAACGGCUUCUACACAAAUGAAUUGAAAAGCAUUGGGACAAGGAGACCCAGAUGGUAUUUUUUUUUCUGAUCUUCGUCAGCUUGGUGAAGACUGAAAACGCAACGACUGUACGUUGGAAGAGAUUCAAUACUUUUUUUUUUUAAUUCAUUUUAAUGCAACUUGUAAAAUAUAGGAUCAUAACACUAGUUUAGCUAAAACUACAUAUUUUCCGUAGUUUUUGCAUAUAAUUUUUUUUUUCUGGUAAAGUAAAUGUGAAUUUCAUUUUUUUUUUCAACGCUGUAUGUGUUGCGUGGU
Molecule: messenger RNA, 2324 nt
Organism: Morus notabilis
Lineage: Eukaryota; Viridiplantae; Streptophyta; Magnoliopsida; Rosales; Moraceae
Product: probable methyltransferase PMT11
Exons: 9
Coding region: 65-2050 (661 amino acids)
Cellular component (GO): cytoplasm; endosome; trans-Golgi network
Molecular function (GO): methyltransferase activity
Source: RefSeq, a predicted model, not a curated record